ACACCCUCCGUCUCUCCCUCCCUCCCUCGCUCGCUCGUUCUCUGCGCAGACCGCAUGUGCCAGCGCGUGUUCACGCGUGGCUCCGCCGCUGACGGGAGACGGCCGUGGACUGGAUGUCAGGUUCCCCCCCCCCACCUCCAGUCCUUAUGCACACUUACCCCCUUUCUUAACACCCGCUUAACAUCCGUUAGAGAAAUCUCAUCUUCCUCCUCUUGAGGCAGCAUCUCUGAUGGCAUCUUCCAUCCUUCCUCCAGCAUAUUGGAUUUAAUGAGCAGGACGGCGUGGAUGGAAAACGAGCAGUCUUUGGAUUUCCUCGGUUACGGCGCUUGAGGAGGGAGUGGAAAUGACAAAAGCUGGAGGAGGGACUAAGUAGGGCACAAAGGGAGAUGAGAAACAGCUCCUUACAAAAACAAAGGGGAAAGGUGGCUGAUCAUAUGAGGAGGGAAUGCUGCGAGGAUAUGUGGAUUAGGUGCAGAAGGGACCCGGCUCACUCCUCCCGCCUCCCACUUUCCACACAGUAAGCAGAUCCAGCACAUCUUCUGGACCAGCAGGCCACCAAUCACUGCCUGGGACUUUUCUUAAGGUAACCGAUAAGAUGGUGGCCAGGGAAGCGACUGGGCACAGCUACCUGGUGGCUUGCUGGCAGCCCAUUCUGAUCCUGAUGCUGGGCACCGUGCUUUCUGGCUCCACCACGGGGUGUCCAUCCCGCUGUGAGUGUAACGUUCCAGAGCGCUCAGUGAUGUGCCAUCGUAAGAAGCUCAUGACCGUUCCCGAGGGCAUUCCGGCAGAAACGAGACUGCUGGACCUCAGCAAGAACCGCAUCAGAACGAUUAACCCAGAUGAGUUCGCCAACUUUCCGAACCUGGAACACCUGGAGCUCAGCGAAAACACUAUCUCUACAAUUGAACCCGGAGCAUUCAAUAACCUUUAUGGCUUACGGACAUUGGGAUUGCGCAGCAACAAGCUCAAGUUGAUCCAGUUGGGUGUAUUUACAGGCCUGAGCAAUCUCACUGAGCUGGACAUAAGUGAGAACAAGAUUGUCAUCCUGUUAGACUAUAUGUUCCAGGAUUUGUACAACCUUCGCUCUCUAGAGGUGGGUGACAACGAUCUGGUUUUCAUCGCUCACCGUGCUUUUCACGGCCUUAACAGCCUCGAGCACCUGAGUCUUGAGAAGUGUAACUUGUCUUCUGUGCCAACAGAGGCUUUUACCCACCUCCAUAGUUUGAUCACUCUCAAGCUGCGUCACCUCAACAUCAAUUCCAUACGGGAUUACUCUUUUAAACGGCUGUAUCGACUAAAAGUGCUGGAAAUAGCUAAUUGGCCAUACCUGGAUACCAUGACCACAAAUUGUUUGUAUGGAUUAAAUCUCACCUCUCUGACCAUUGCCAACACCAACCUGACCACGAUCCCUUAUGUAGCUUUGCAACACUUGGUUUAUUUGCGAUUUCUUAAUCUUUCAUACAACCCCAUCCAUACCAUAGAGGGAAAUAAGCUGCAUGACCUUCUGCGUCUACAAGAGUUUCACCUGGUUGGAGGGAGACUAGCAAUGAUUGAGCCCUACUCUUUCCGAGGACUAAACUACCUGAAAAUACUAAAUGUGUCUGGAAACUCUCUUACCACUUUGGAGGAGUCAGCUUUCCAUUCGGUUGGAAACCUGGAAACCCUGGCCUUGUAUGAUAAUCCCCUGGCCUGCGAUUGCCGACUCUUGUGGGUUUUCCGAAGGCGAUGGAGACUGAACUUCAACAAGCAGCAGCCCACCUGUGCCUCUCCCGAGUUCGUCCAAGGGAAAGAGUUCAAGGACUUCCCAGAUGUUCUGCAGCCAAAUUACUUCACGUGUCGCAAGUCCAGGAUUAGGGAUCGUAAAGCCCAGCAGAAAUUUGUUGACGAAGGAGCCAUUGUUCAUUUUGCUUGCCAAGCAGACGGAGAUCCAGCUCCAGUGAUUAUGUGGCUUUCUCCUCAGAAAAAGUUAAUCACCUCCAAGACAAUUGGAAGGCUCUCAGUGUUGCCAGAUGGCACCCUUGAGGUGCGCUAUGCCCAGAUUCAAGAUAACGGUACCUACGUGUGCAUAGCCAGCAACGCCGGGGGAAAUGACACCUCUCUCGCUCACCUACACAUUCAUAGUUAUUCACCGGACUGGCCCCAUCAACCUAACAACAGUCUUGCUUUCAUAUCCAACCAACCCACUGAGACUCGUGCUAACGGUACAAAGCCCAAUGUCCCUUUCCCGUUUGACAUAAAGACACUAAUCAUUGCAACCACAAUGGGUUUCAUCUCUUUUCUUGGUGUCGUCCUGUUUUGUCUGGUACUGCUGUUCCUCUGGAGCAGAGGUAAAGGCAACACAAAGCACAACAUCGAGAUCGAGUAUGUCCCACGCAAAUCGGACGCUGGGAUGAGCAGCACCACAGUGGAUGCUCCUCGCAAGUUCAAUAUGAAAAUGAUUUAAAAUCGUUUCUCGAUUUUGGACGUCAGCACCAGACAAAUUAGAGAAGACUCCUUUGCAAACCUGUCGGUUAUGGUCUGUUAACAUAGAUUACUGCUUUUUUUUUUUCAUCUAACUGGUGGACUUGACAAGAGACCAGUUCCUGACUUAGAACAAAAAAAAAAUCAAGAAAAAAAAACAAGAGGGAACGUAACUACAGCCAGUGAUAGGGUGGUUUCUACAAAGCCUGUCGGGGCAUUAUUUGAAAUUCAGAUUGAUCAUACAAAGAUCAUAGUCCUCCGGAUAUUGAUUGGGGAAAAAACAAACUAUUAAAGAAGAAGAAAGCUCUCCAAACAGUCAGAAUACGGGGCCAGAUCAUAUUUAUAUCAUUUUAUUUUUUUCUGUUCAUUCCAUUUCUUGUUUUCUGUGAUGCUGAAUGAAUGAACGAGCUCACACACAUACAUACAGGUACAUCUUUGUUUAAAAUGUUCAUACAAUGUUUUAAACAAAGUCUUUUUCAUUUGUCUUUUUUAUUGUGUCACAGUGCUGAUAAUCUUUUGCUACAAACAUACAAACAGAAAUUCCUAGUUACAAAAACCGUAAAAAAUAAUAAUAGGAAAGUAAAACACAAUCUAAUUACGACCACUGCUGUUGCAGAGCCAAGACGUUGCAAUAAACGAUUGGCUUCGGUUAUAAGACCUUGGAUUACAAUUGUAAUUAUAGUCCUAGUAGUGCUUUAUUGCAAAAACUGCUGAAUUUUAUUUUGAGUAGCUGUGUUUCAGAAAUGCAAUGUUUACAGACAGAAAGGAGAAGAAAACCAGUCUGGUGUUCUUUCCUUUGUAAAGUUGAAUUUUAUUGAUGUAUGACAAACUUUGAUACACAAUUCUCAACCGUCCUUUUUUCCAUUGAUGCUUAAUGUAAUAUUAAACACAACAAUUAUGCUACGAUCUCAAAAGAAUGAUCUUGUUUGGUCCUGUGGCCCAGAGACCAGUAAACUCUUGGUCCUGGGUGUUCAUCAAGCAUUUACAGAUUUAACUAAACUUGAAACAUCAAAUUUCUGGUCAGUGUUUGCUAAAAGGUUUGAGGAGAUUCAUUCCAGUUAUUUUUCGGUGUUUCUAAUCCAGUUUCUUUUAUUUUUUUAUUCACUGCAGGUCUGAUUGGUAAAUUAACUUCUUACACUGGCGCAGUUUGUGCCCAAACCUUUUUCCACAUUGUGCUCGACUCUGUUCGCGUGACGCCAUUCUUUUGUCCUCUACCUGACUCCAAGAAAUAAGAACUACUUGUCGUGGUGCUCCUAAAGCUGUAGAAUAUUUCCGUCAUUGUUGGUUACUUCUCUGGAGUUUGUUUUUUAUAAUGAAUUGUUUUCUUGUUUUGUUUCUGUUCUUUUUUUUUUUUUUUUAAAGAAUUGACGAUUCAUUCAUGAAAGUGCCCCUCUCUUUCCCUUCCCCCCAUUUAAGCCAUGGAAUCGUUACCUUCUUGGAUCACUUACAGGUUUGCUUCUCCACCGGAAAUGUGCUUUCCGCGUCACGAGGGAGCGGAAGAACUCAAGCACCUUGAGCUCCCCCGGUCGGUACUGGAUUUUAAAUUGAAGGGUCGAAGCCUUAACUUUUUGAGUGCACACGACGGACAUCUGGGCUUUACAAGUGUGUGUUGGUAUACAGGCGUCUACGGUGGAUGACACUACAGAUAAUGUCACGGUGAUGGCUGGCAGCGAGGACGGAAUAUGCAGAUGGGUGGACAGACGCAGAUGGUUUCACCCGUGGAGCGAUCUGAAGCAGCUUUGGUGUAAUCCGUUUUGCAUAAAGGAAAAGAAAAACUCAACUAAACUGGAUGUGGCUCACGGUUCUCCCUCUUGCUGAAUAUGAAUGCUCUUUGUUCAAAGUGUGGCUACUGUAUCGAGCCUUUUUUCUUCUUUUUUUUUUUUUUUAGUCUCACGUGAUCUGAAGGUGUUUGGGGCGGGUUCAAGUUUUUUUUUGUUUUUUUCCUUUAUUUUUGUUACCCCCUUACUUAGUUUUUUUAUUUCGACCCUGGACUAUGUCCACCAUGUAUAGUCCAAGCCAACUUUUUACAAAAGAAAAAGAUAUUAAAAAAGAAGUCUAUGGAAAAAUACAUUCAAAUUGUUCUGUGCAAUAAAGGUAAUAUGCAGAUUUUUUUUUUCUUUUUUUUUUUCAAUUAACAAAAUUUUGUUGAUGUUGAAUUGUUGAGAAUAUGGUAUGUUGUAUUAAACAAUCUAUGGACUUUUUU
Poeciliopsis prolifica (blackstripe livebearer) is the source of this 4663-nucleotide messenger RNA. It is a transcript of the gene lingo1a, whose product is annotated as leucine rich repeat and Ig domain containing 1a. NCBI's taxonomy places the organism in Eukaryota, Metazoa, Chordata, Actinopteri, Cyprinodontiformes, Poeciliidae. The record is from RefSeq and is a predicted model, not a curated record. Gene Ontology annotation, molecular function: protein binding. The transcript has 4 exons. Bases 596 to 2443 code for a protein of 615 amino acids.